GAGGCUUUUUCCGUGACUUUCUCAUGCGCGCUAUCGCACGGUCCGCGCUAUCAAGCCGCCAUCUCUCUCCCCGCCUCGCUCGCAGCUCACUCAUACUCUGUCGUUUCCUGCGCAACUCUUCCACAAUGUCUGCAGCACCCAUCGACGGCAUCGUCCUCGGCGUCUCUGGCGGCAAGCCUGCGAGCGCUGAGGUGGCCCGCGCUACCUCGAUCGACGUCGCUUCGCAGUGGGCCGCUUCUCGGGCUUCCAACACCAAGCCCGGUCAGCUGAGGGUCUUUUAUCCUUCCAAACCCGAUGAGCCCAUCGUUGCAGCUGUCUCGCUCGCCAGCGACCAGAAGCCCGCGCCCACGACGGCCCCCGACACGCUGCCCGCGGCCGAGACGUACCUGCGCAACGAGAACCUCGAGUGGAGCCGUAUCGCGGCAGCCAAGGGUGCCAAGGCGCUCAAGGAGCACGGCCACCCGUCAUCGUCCUCGUCCUCGUCCGAGGGGGGUGACGACAAGGCGAAGCUGACGAAGCGGACCAUUGCCGUCGACAGCUUCGCAAGUGCGCACGCCGCUGCGACGGGCGCCAACCUGGGCCUCUGGCAGGUCAACCACUUCAAGACGAGGGGACCCAACGCUGCCUUUGGCGAGGCCUACGAGAAGCAGGGCGGCCGCGACAUCGAGGUCGUCCCGCUCAGUGGAGGCAGGACGAGAGCGGACAAGGAGAAGAUCCUCGAUCAGGGAGACGAGAUCAAGGGCUCCUCGGUGCCCCUGAGCUUCUUCACGGGCGAAGUAUACGCCGAGGCGCAGAACUGGGCCAGGGAGCUCAUGGAGACGCCGGCCAACCUCUUGACGCCGACAAUCUUCAGCAACGUCGUCACCGAAAGACUCAACAAGCUGGCGAAUGUCAAGACGACCGUGCACGACGAAGCGUGGGCCAAGAGCAAGGGAAUGGGCUCCUUCCUCAGCGUCGCCAACGGCACCGAAGAGCCGGCCAAGAUGCUUGAGAUCCACUACAAAGGUGCCACCUCGCCGAACGCUCCCACGCUUGCCUUCGUCGGCAAAGGUAUCACUUUUGACUCGGGUGGUAUCUCGCUCAAGCCUGGCCUCGGCAUGAAGCUGAUGCGUGCCGACAUGGGCGGAGCAGCUGUCUGCGUCUCGACGGUGUACGCCAUUGCAAAGCUCGGCAUCCCUGUCAAUCUCAUCUGUGUCACGGCCCUGACUGAGAACAUGCCGAGCGGCCAUGCUACCAAGCCGGGCGACAUUGUCAAGGCCAUGAACGGCCUGACGAUCGAGGUCGACAACACCGACGCCGAGGGACGACUGGUCCUUGCUGAUGCUUUAACAUACGUCUCGCGCGAGUUCAAGCCUGCCGUGCUCAUCGACGUGGCCACGUUGACCGGAGCCAUUCUCCACGCCUUGGGCCACGAGUACACGGGCGCGUUCGUCGAAGACGAGAGCCUGUGGCAGGGCAUCAAGGCCUGUGGAGAGGCCGAAGACGACCCGUUCUGGAGAAUGCCGCUGAGCGACCGCUUCGAAAAGUACGUCGACACGUCUAACAGCGACAUUGUCAAUGUCGGCCGGCCCGCUGGGAGCGCUUCGGCAGCCAUCUUCCUCAAGCAGUUUGUCGAAGGCCUCGAAGACCGCAGCAAGCAGCAGAAGGCGACGGUCAAGUACGCCCAUUUGGACAUUGCUGGCACCAUGGAAAAGAUUCACAACACGGCCUACCAGACGACGAUUCUCACGGGCCGUCCCACCAGGGCUCUGAUCGAAUACGCCCGACGCUUCGCCGUGGCUCCCUGAUGGGAUUCCUCGUCUAGUCGCUGUAUAGCAUAAAUCACGGUGUCAAAUAAGUGAAACGAAGAAUGCCACGUUGUUCCUCUGCUU
This is a messenger RNA of Acaromyces ingoldii, 1871 nucleotides long. RefSeq lists its product as hypothetical. Gene Ontology annotation, cellular component: cytoplasm. The transcript is spliced from 9 exons. The record is from RefSeq and is a predicted model, not a curated record. Gene Ontology annotation, molecular function: metalloaminopeptidase activity; manganese ion binding. Gene Ontology annotation, biological process: proteolysis. NCBI's taxonomy places the organism in Eukaryota, Fungi, Basidiomycota, Exobasidiomycetes, Exobasidiales, Cryptobasidiaceae. The coding region runs from base 126 to 1787 and encodes 553 amino acids.